AUUGAGAGCACCGUGUAGCGCACAGACGUAUGCUGGUGCUGUGUUAGUGGCUGAUUUAACAGUGAACCUACAUUUGACAGAAAUUCAGGCUCAACGCAAGCACUACUAAACUUGAGACGAUGUCGGACUACCACAAGAAAAUGAUGAACUAUUUUGGCGCCGGUGGUGUCAUGUUAAACCUGUCCCUGGCAAGGGAGUUGGGCGUGGUGCAGAUGUUGGUGGAAGCCAAAGUCCCUCUCACAUCACAGCAGGUGGCUGACAAGCUGAACCUUAGAGAAAGGUAUGUGCGUGAGAUCCUGGGUUCACUCGCUGUCGGGGAGGUCAUCAGUGUGGACGACUCCUCCACCCAGUUCUAUGUUCCAGAUGACCGCAAGGGCACAUUCAAUGCAAUAUCUGUGUUUUCCAGAUUUUUGCCACAGUUUGGUUUGAGACAUGCCAGUAUCAAGGAAUGUGCUCAACAACGGAACCCUGGUGAAAUGGUCUACAGUCAAACCCCUGUGCUUUUUGAAACAUUGUCAGACGUUUUGGUCAUAGUCAAGAAAGAUAUGAUUGAUACAGACAUCCUGUCUGCCGUUCCUCUGGUGCUGCCAAAAUUAGAAUCCGGGAUAAAGGUUGCGGAAUUUGGCUGUGCAACAGGGAUCAUUUUAAACAAAUUAGCUUCGCGAUUCAAGAACAGCACCUUCCUUGGUUCUGAUGUAGCAAGCGAGCCAUUGGUUCAAGCCAGAAAGGAAGCAAACACACAAGGCCUUCAGAAUGUUAUUUAUGAUACAGUCAAUAUUGAAACCAUAUCUGAAACCUACAAGGAGAGGUUUGAUUGGAUACUAACCCGUCUAGUUAUUCAUGACUUAACAUAUCCACAGAAAGCCUUAAACGAGAUUUACCGGUGUCUGAAACCAGGGGGUAUUUUCAGCAUGAUUGAUGUGGGAAUAGAGGGAGGCAUAACUGGCAACAUUGCCAAUGGUUCAGCGAUGUUCUACUACUCGGCAAGCACUUUCUUCUGUAUUCCGGAAAGCUACCGCAAGCCUGACUCUGCAGUUCUUGGGUGUACAUGGGGAGCACCUUUGGCAAGAGAGAUGGUUGCUAAAGCUGGUUUCACCAUCAUAAACGAGUCUAUGAGUCGUACAGACGAGCAUGAGAUACACUUUGUCUGUCAGAAGUAGAUUUCCAUUGCAUUGUACAAUGUUUUUUUACCCAUGGGUAACCUUGACAUACAUCUGUAAAACUUUAAGCUAUUUAGAAGGAGUUUUGUUCCAGGAACGUUAUUUUAGAUAGAUCAUUGCAGCAUUUAAUGUGUCAGGAUAUCAUAAUUAUUUCAAAUCGUGUUAAAAGAUUAGGUUUUAAUAAUGUAUGUGAGGACCUGAUAGACAACGAGUCGGAUAUUCUUGUAACUCUGGGCAAUAAGCAUCUAAUAUCCUCAUGGAUGUCAACUUUUUACUCUCACUGUUGUUGGAUCUAUUAGGUAUGGCCACACGACUGUGCCAUAUUUUGUUCGUUACAAAUUACAAACAUCACAUGCCGAUUGAUCGCCUCAAUAUUGGUGAAUGUGUUCUUUGACUAAUACAUUCGCCAUUGAUGAAAUUCCAAAGUGAACGAACGAUGCUCCACAGCUUACAUUCCUUUUGCUUUAACUCUGUUCAUCGGCCAUGCACAGUGUAGAUGUGGCGCAAACUGUUAUAUGAGGUGUCAUUUGGUAUAGCAAUUUCCUUGUUAGAGUUGACGUCUUCAAGAAAAGUUUCAUCUGACAUGAAGAGAAACAUUAUAAAAUAUGAACAACUAUGUAAAUUUGCGAUCAGUAUUGUUUUUCAAAUACUUUCUCUUUUAACAUUGAGGUUGGAAGUAUAGACAGAUAUGGAAAAAGAAUCAACAUUUGAACAGUGCUUUUCAUAAAAUGCAACAAUGAAUGUAACAUUGUGUGACGUAAUCAGAAUUUCAUUUAUCAGAAUAAUUGAACAUGUUGGAGAUCUGAGAAAAGGUUUUAACAGGCCAAAAAUGCAAAGCUGCAAAAGCUUUACCUUGGAAGAUAUGAUAUGCAUAUAACAAGUUUCAUAUCCAGUUAAGAAAACAUAAACACUUUAAGAGUAAAUGUAACCAUACACUUUAGUGAGCAUUACAUAACUUUAUAUCCAUAUCAUUCAUUCAACUCUCUUGGUAGUUAUAUUUCAGUCAAGAGUGCUAGAAAUGCUUCCACCAAAUGUUUAACGAUGGAAUAAGUAAGCAGAUCUGAUGUUCUAACGCUCUCUUAUUGGUCAAUAUAUGGUCUGUAAACCAGCGUGAAUGCCCACAGCACACGUUACGCAAGGCAGGGGUGCAGUUGUAGAUUUGAAUUACUUAUGAGUACCCUCGCAUUUCUUCCUAAAAUUCAAAUCACUUCCGUCGAGUUGUUUCCAGUUAAGACGUGUUGACUGCCUGUCGACGCCCGCUACAGGGCAGCGAUUACAAAGCUGGAGCAUGGCUGAAAGUCAAAGGAGGUUUUGCUGAUGUGUGACUGAUACUGACUGUCUAUGUGAAGCUACGAACUACUUCGUUGUAUAUUCCUGUAUAUGUUUUACGCACUGCUGUUUGGAUUCGAAAUAUGCUUCCCUGUCAAACUCCUGUUAAUUCUGUUUUUUUAGAUC
Messenger RNA from Haliotis rufescens (red abalone), 2615 nucleotides. RefSeq lists its product as uncharacterized. The record is from RefSeq and is a predicted model, not a curated record. NCBI's taxonomy places the organism in Eukaryota, Metazoa, Mollusca, Gastropoda, Lepetellida, Haliotidae. The coding region runs from base 120 to 1160 and encodes 346 amino acids. The transcript has 5 exons.